Messenger RNA from Colius striatus (speckled mousebird), 3579 nucleotides. It is a transcript of the gene SLC38A6, whose product is annotated as solute carrier family 38 member 6. Gene Ontology annotation, molecular function: L-glutamine transmembrane transporter activity. The record is from RefSeq and is a predicted model, not a curated record. The transcript is spliced from 16 exons. Gene Ontology annotation, biological process: amino acid transmembrane transport; L-glutamine transport. The coding region runs from base 165 to 1373 and encodes 402 amino acids. NCBI's taxonomy places the organism in Eukaryota, Metazoa, Chordata, Aves, Coliiformes, Coliidae.
CCGCGCGGCCCUGGGCCGGGGGCUGGUACCUGUCCGCCCGCGAGCAGCGAGAGGAGGCGGCGGCGGAGGAGGAGGAGGACGGAGAGUCCGCCCCGCUGCUGCCGCCGGCGCGCAGCAAUCCUCCAAACCGUGGCUCCUCCUUCGGUUUCUCGGUGUUUAAUUUAAUGAAUGCGAUCAUGGGAAGUGGGAUACUUGGCUUAUCCUAUGCUAUGGCCAACACGGGCAUCAUAGGGUUUAGUGUCUUGCUGCUGAUUGUUGCCAGCCUUGCUUCUUACUCUGUCUUCCUCCUGCUCAGUAUGUGCACUCAGACUGCUGUCACUUCUUAUGAAGACCUUGGCCUGUUUGCAUUUGGGUCAGCUGGAAAGGUCCUUGUUGCAACUACAAUAAUUAUCCAGAAUAUUGGAGCUAUGUCAUCUUAUCUUUUCAUUGUUAAGUCUGAACUCCCUGGUGCCGUUGCGGGGUUCUUGAGUGGAGACGUGAGUGGGUCUUGGUACCUCGAUGGCAGACUGCUGCUGCUGAUUACUUCAAUCUGCAUUAUUUUUCCUCUUGCACUUCUUCCUAAAAUUGGCUUUCUUGGCUACACAAGUAGUUUAUCAUUUUUCUUCAUGGUGUACUUUGCUCUUGUGGUUGUGAUAAAGAAAUGGUCAAUCCCUUGUCCUCUACCUCUAAGCAGUGCCAUAGAGACUUUACAGGUUUCAAAUUCUACUGGGGAUUGUAAACCAAAGCUCUUUCAUCUUUCAAAAGAGAGUGCUUAUGCAAUACCAACUAUGGCCUUUUCUUUUCUCUGCCAUACCUCAGUCUUACCCAUCUAUUGUGAACUCCAGAGUCCAUCCAAAAGUAGAAUGCAGAGUGUAACUGUUGUGGGAAUUGGCCUGAGUUUCCUAAUUUACUUUAUAUCUGCUCUGUUUGGGUACCUGACGUUUUUUGACAAAGUGGACUCUGAAUUGCUACAAGGUUACAGCAGGUACCUGCCACACGAUACUGUGAUCAUGACGGUUAAAGUAGCCGUGCUGUUUGCUGUGCUUUUGACAAUCCCUCUAAUCCAUUUCCCAGCAAGGAAAGCUGUGUUCAUGGUAUUUUUCUCGUACCUUCCCGUGUCGUGGAUUUGCCAUAUCCUUGUCACUCUAACGCUGAACACAAUUGUUGUUUUGUUUGCAAUGUACGUGCCAGACAUGAAAAUGGUUUUUGGAAUAGUUGGUUCAACCACAUCAACGUGCUUGCUUUUUGUGUUUCCUGGACUAUUUUAUCUCAAACUUAACAGAGAGGACUUUUUAUCACCACAGAAACUUGGGGCAUGUGCAUUGGUUAUUUGUGGCAUUUCUGUUGGCCUUCUGAGUUUAGUUGUGAUAAUAUUCAAUUGGAUUGAUCAAUAACAGCCCAUUGUCGUUGUCAAACUAAGCUUCAGGACAGCAAGACCCAGAGACAUGUGAAAACUACUGAAACAAGUGCUGGACAUCAUAAACCCUGACCAAAGCUGACUGUGGAAGAAAUAAUGCUCUUUUUCACUGUGUUAGUGUUGUUCCUUCUUUAAUCUCGAGUCACUGUCUUCAACUGUUGGACAAUUAGUCUUUGCUAUUCUAAAAGCUUAGUUUUCAAGGAUGUGACCAUGACAGGUGAAAAGGUGUCUUGAGAAUUUCUGCAAUGCAAAAAUGGUUUAUUGCACAUGGUGAACAAAAGCAGAACCUCGAAAUAACUUCUGUUUUGAAGACAUGAGGUGGACAGAUAUUACAUCAGUGAUGGUGUGAGUAUCAGGGUAUGUGCAUUUAGGAUAAUACACGUUAUCCUAAACUGUGAAAGACAUCUGUUGCCUGAAUAACUUCCAAAAUUUCAGCCAGUUCAUAUUAAGAACUUCCUGAUUCCAAAUGUUUACCCUAAUUUAUUCUAACGUGGAUCCAGAAACCAGCUGCCUUGGCCCAGUUUAAUGGGCACAUCAUGAUAAUAUUUGUUAACUGUCAUUUUAAAAUACAGUUUUUAUAGCUCGGUGCACUUGAAUCACACUGAAGUCAUUUUUAAAUUAGAAGGCUUUGCCCAUCCAGCACAAGAGCUUUCAGUAGCAUUAGGAGGUAUUUCCAUUUUCCAGCUAAUAAUAGACAUUUUUCAAUGAACACCUACAUUGAGUAUUAUUCAGCAUACCUCAGUAUUCAUCCCAGACUUUGUUUCUUUUUUCUCCUAUUCCCAUUUUUUACCAGUGUUUCAUAUUUGAAAUAGUGUGUUUCUCUAUUUUAUAUACAGUUAUGUGUCAGCAAAAGUUUGGGCUUGGAUGGUAAAAUUUUGCUUCUGUUGAAGACACAGGAAAUUUUCUGUUUAUGGAACCCUAAUUUUACCUCUGAUCUCUAUAAAUUUCUAACUUUUUUUGUCCCCUAAAUGAAAUGUGAACACAAUUUUCAAGACCAGCUGAAAAUGUGAUAUUGGGUACCCUUGUCCCCAGUGUUCCUCUUGUUAGUAGAAUGAAACCAGUGGCUGGUAUCAUGGUGAGAUUUUUAAAAGUUGUUUUUAUCAGAUGGGAUCUGAUGUCUUUAAAAUAGCCUAAUCUCCUCAGAGACUCCAUACCCUAAGGAAGCUAAACCUCCACAGAAAUAAAUGGCUUGUGUGAAGCUAAGAAAUUAGACCUCAGCCUCAAAUGGCAUGAUUUAGAGAGUGAGAAAGUUCUUCAUUAUUUCCAGAUGUAAUGCUUGUUUUAAUUUAGCUUAGUGAUUUUACAGAAGUGAAAUAAGAUACAGGUGAAUCACAGCAAAGUCAUACAUUUCUGUAAUAUGCAAGCAGCUAGUCAGGAACAUUCAAGUAAUUGUUUCUGUCCCUAAGCUGCAUUGUUAGCAAAUUAGCUGACUGUUGCUAGAAAGUCCUGCAGAAACAGUUCUGUUACUGACAACGGUUUUAUCAGCUGAGGUCAGGAAGAUGCCCCAGAGCCUGGCAUUUCUGACAGCUUGGCACAGGGGAUGUGCUGGAGACCUUUUAAGUUAUGUCAUGUUGGAUUUGGGAAACAUUGAUUGGUGUGUCAACUCUAACCUAACCCUGAUGGAAUGUGCUUCAUCCUCACCUGCCUAACAGGGAGGAAAAGCAAAUAGUAGAGUUGGAGUCACCUUCUCCAUUCCUGAGCUGACAGACUGGGAUUUCUCACGCCAGCAGAUUCCUGGGCUCUCUCAGGAUCCGUAAGAUACUUUUCAUUUUUCAUAGAUGGCCUGAAGGCACCCAGAUGGUGCAGCUUUGUGCUGCCUCAGGAAUCCUUUUUGCCUCAGGAAUGUUCUUCUGCUCAGGGGUUUAAUAUAGAAGUAAGCCUGUGUGGUGAGUCCUGGGAACUAACUCAGAAGUUUGGUAAGAUUCCAAAGAAAAGGAUCCCUCAAAAACACUGCAGUUAUUUUUGUAAUUAAGAUUCACAACACAAGGUGAACCAUCUAAUAGGUCACCACUACCAGAAACAGCAUGUCCUCUCUUGGCCAGGAGUUCACAACAACUUCAGUGGUGCUGGCAGUGGCUCCUGGUCAGUGUGUUUCACUAGCGGAAAACCAACGUGACCACGACAUGCGACAUGUUGGCUGCCAACAAAUUGAACUGAGUGAGCUCAGUUUAGGACAGGAAAAG